AUGUCAAAAGCUCAUCAUGAACCACGCGUGAUUAAUUUGGAGACACAAAGGGUACCGUAUUACAAAGAGAAGUCGCAAAUCAAGGUCCGGUGGAAUCAAUUUCUACAUAAUGUUCGGUAUUUUGGCCAGCACUGGAGAUACCGGAUAUAUGUUCGGUCAGCCGUUGGCAUACUUGUUUAUACUGCUGGAUUAUAUACUUUUAUUUAUAAUAUCUAUGGAAAUGAACAUCCACUUAAUCGGUAUCAGUGGAGACGGAUGAAAAAAAAUGGUCAGUUAAGCGAGGAGAUGUUGCAUAAGGAAGAAAUACUUCGAAGUUUUGUAAGAAGCAAACUCAAUAGCACGUUUGAUUCGGAAUCAGUGUAUUCCUUACAAAAUCAAGGUUCCAGUCGGGUAUUUUAA
This is a messenger RNA of Thelazia callipaeda (thelaziosis nematode), 399 nucleotides long. NCBI's taxonomy places the organism in Eukaryota, Metazoa, Nematoda, Chromadorea, Rhabditida, Thelaziidae. The record is from the annotation of a GenBank genome assembly.